Molecule: messenger RNA, 5940 nt
Organism: Trichomycterus rosablanca
Lineage: Eukaryota; Metazoa; Chordata; Actinopteri; Siluriformes; Trichomycteridae
Gene: tsc1a
Product: TSC complex subunit 1a
Exons: 21
Coding region: 175-3591 (1138 amino acids)
Biological process (GO): regulation of cell cycle; negative regulation of TOR signaling; negative regulation of cell population proliferation
Cellular component (GO): TSC1-TSC2 complex
Source: RefSeq, a predicted model, not a curated record
AACAUUACUUUGUGUAUUGUUAUACAUUACUACAAGUUCAUUUCCCCAAGGGAAUCAAUAAAGUCUUAUCUUAUUGACAUUAUCUGUUUUUCCCAGGCACUCCAUGUUUACCCAACAGAGCUUUAGGAUCCACUGUGACAACGCCUGCAGUCCUGCCGUCUGUCCAGCACUAACAUGGCCAAGGACCAGCCAAAUGUCUUUGACCUACUCCCGUUUUUGGAGUCUACAGAUCUCCAUGAGCUGGAGCAAGUCAGAAGUGCCCUACAAGAGAACCUUAGCACAGAUAAAGGAGCUGUGCUUCUUUAUGGCCUUGUGGAUUAUUAUUUGGACACCAACUCUCCUCAGGCGGUGGAUCUUCUGUCCUCUGUCAGAGAGCCCCACGACAAGCACCUUUUAGACAAGAUGAACGAGUGUCUGGUCAAGCCAGGCUGCAGAUUACCAAUCCUCACACUCUUUGGCCAUGUUGUUCGCAAGCAGCCACCCUGGAUCCACAAGAUUGCUCGCUUUCCUUUGCUUUCUUCACUGCUCAAAUGCCUCAAGACUGAGUCUGAUGUCGUGGUUCUCAUCACUGGAGUGUUGGUGUUGAUCAUUCUGCUGCCUAUGAUACCACAAAGCAGCAAACAACUUCUGUUUGAGUUUUUUGACAUUUUUGGACGGCUGGCAGCCUGGAAUCAAAGAAACCCAGGACAAGCUCAGGAAGUGUAUGCAGUUCAUCUUCAUGCCAGCGUGUACUCACUCUUCCACCGUCUCUAUGGCAUGUACCCUUGCAAUUUUGUGUCCUACCUAAGAGCCCACUACAGUAUGAAGGAGAAUGUGGACACUUUUGAGGAGGUGGUUAAGCCAAUGCUGGAACAUGUGCGAAUACAUCCAGAGCUCGUCACUGGAACCAAAGACAAUGAACUGGAUCCAAUUAGGUGGAAAAGGUUUGAGACCCACGACAUUGUGAUCGAAUGUGCCAAAGUAUCUAUAGACCCUAAAGAGGCAUCUUGUGAGGAAGGCUACUCAUCCCUUCCUGACCAUGUGCCACGGCGCCUCCUUGACGGCAGCAGGUCCUGCUCGGAUCUCAGCAGCCAUGGUACUUCAUCUUUCACCUCUAUGGCUGCAGUUCGCCACCCCCUGUCCCUUUCUCUACCCCAUCUCACAGUCACUCAGCAAGCAGGCCUCAGUCCACAGACCUCUAGAGUUCAAGGUCUUGAAGCAAUGUCCUCAGGGAUGAAGGAGCUCAUGUGGAGCCCUUCUUCUGUAUGUGGGAUGAGCACCCCUUCAAGCUCCAGAGGAAUGUCCCCUACCACCAUUUCUGAUCUCUCACAUAGUGCCUCCCACCUUUCGGGACGGGUCCCCAGCACACCAGUGGAUGGAAAGUCUGUCUGCACACCCUCAGGGUAUUCCCUUCUAUCACCCUCGGAGGAACUGGAGCACACUGCCCAACCCACCAGCACUACCCCUGUUCCUCCUAAGACAAAUCAGGAGCUAGUCAAAGAGCUUAAAAAAGGCAGGCCGACUAGUAUCAUCGAUAAAGCAGAUGGUUUAAAUCCCUUUACACUGACAGAGGUCUCUGACUUUGUAAAGAGGACAGAGAGGGAGGGGGAGGAAGAAUCUAUCGCAAAGGAGUUGCUGACACUAACCCAGGACAAACUUGACCCCCUUUCCAUGCCAGCCGAGGACUCAUCGUUCUCCAGCACCACUGACCCUCUCCUCUCUUUAAACCCCAGACAGUACACAGUGCCUCAUAAUUUAGCCUCCACCCCAGAUAGGGUUAUGAGUAAUGCUAUGAGAGUGGAACAGCAACCUUCCUGGCCCUGUUUUACUCCCAUAGAGAAUACUCUCAGCCCUUCUGCAGCUGUAGAUGCCUCAGUGGAUCUUUGGAAGGGCUCUGUACACUAUGAGCCACUGUUUGACCUGGCCCUGCCCAAACUGGCCUCUCUAUUUGUGGAGAGGAGGACAGCAGAGUCCCAGCAAAAGGCUGGAGGCGAGAGGGAGUACAGAGAAGAGCUGGAGGGCGAGGAUCUCUCUGCCACGUCUCCUUUGGAGGUGCUGGAUCGUCUUAUUCAGCAAGGCCAUGAUGUUCAUGAAAAAGUCAUGAAGAGAUCUGCUUCUUUGUUAAACCAGUCAGCUGAGCUGAACUCUGGAGGUAAACAUCAUAGCACUAAAGGAAAAGUCCCCGGAGCCCCAGAUGAGCUAGUGCUGUUGCGCAGUCAGCUGUUGCUGCUGCAUAACCAUCUGCUUUAUGAAAGACACAAAAGAGAGCAGCACGCACUGCGUAAUCGUCGCCUCCUCCGCCGUGUCAUCAAUGCCACUGCACUGGAAGAGCAGAACAAUUCUAUGAAGGCUCAGCUGAGAUUGCAGGAGGUGGAGAUUCAGGCUCUGCGGCUAAGUCUACAGGAAGAGCACCAGCGGUCCAAGCGUCUGCAGCAGGACGGAGAAGCGCAGGUGCAGCAGCUGCACACUCAGCUCCAGCAGCUCCAACAGGAGAGGAAUGAGUACUGUACCAAAACCCAGGAGCUGCAGAGUGACUUGCAGGAAAGCCAUAAGAAAAUGGGUGAGAUGGAAGCAGAGCUGCAGAGAGCCAAUAACAAAGUGUGCAAUACAGGACAUUUGCUCAGCCAGUUGUCCAUCAAGCUUAAUAACAGUGAAAGUAUGGAGCAGCAGAUGGCCUUCUUGAACAAACAGCUGUUACUGCUAGGGGAAGCCAACAAAUUGUGUGUGCAGGAAGUCCAUCGUCUGGGACCUGACUCACAAAAGGAGCUAAAGAUGCUGCAGGUGUGUUCCUCACGAGAGACUGAGCGGUUAAGGCAAAACUCCAUCCAGCAGAGCCAGAGACUGGAGGCAGCCCAGCAACGCAUAGCAGACCUGGAGACCCAGCUCACCAAGAAAGAGCACCUCAUCCUGGAGCAAAAGAAACUGCUGGAGAACGUGAAAAACCAGGCCAAGGGGCAGCUGCAGGCUUCUGAGAACAGGUAUCUAGCCCAAAAACAUGUGACUCAGGCACUGCAAGCAGAGCUUCUCUACCUCUACAGCCAACUGGAGCUCAGCAAUCUUUCAGACAGAAAACCAGCAGGGGGCACAGAUGAGCUCAGUAGUCCCCAAAAGCAGAGGUCUAAUGGCAGCAAUGCAUCCACAUCAGCCCAAACCUCCAAGUCAGACGAAAAACAGGAGAGUUCUAACAUUUGUAUCAAUGGUGAUCUCUUACCUCUCUUUUCUGGAUCUCCACCAUCCAGUGCACUGGUUAAUGGCAGUUUGGAAGAAGAUCUUUCUGUCGUCUCCUGCAGCUCACCUUUGGGUGUAGGGUCCUAUCCAAGUUCCCAGAGCUUUCUGGGAUUGCACAACCAAGUUCUGCUGAAGAAAACAAAAAGGGUGUAUGAGGAGGAGCAGGUGGAAGUGUCCCCACUGCCCAUUGGCCUUCAGGAGCAGAGCUUAAAGCCUGCUGAAAAAUGUCUCCCCAGCAGUGCUUCUGAGGCUGCAGUGAUCCAGAAGCUGGUAGAGAUGCCAGAGCUUCAGCCCAUGGAUCGACACAGGGCCCGGGCUUACAAUGUCCAGAGUCGGAGGCAGCACGACCUGCGCAUCAUGGACUACAACGAGACCCAUCAGUAGAAAACUUAGAAGAGCAAGGUUGGGUUGCAGACUUGCUUGCAAACACCAGAUAGAACAGGAAAAGAUGUUUCACUUCUGCAGCACUCUUUUAUUUAGUUAAAAGGUGACUGCAUUAUUUUAAUAACAUUUUAAUGUUCAACUGUAUUAUAAAACUGGCCAAAAAAAGACAUGUAUAUACAGAGGGCUUAAAGCUACUAUCAGUAUGUUCAAGCUAACCAUCAUACAGUGAAGGCGCGUGUUACAUGAAGUUUGUUAAUAUAAAACCUUCGUUGUGUGUGCUAUUCUUUUUUAUCUAAUUAUCAAUAAUUUUGGGUCAUUACCACAGUAAAAUUUGUUGGAAAAAUAUGAUUGGUAUAUACAAGUUAAGAAAUAUUUUUAUACUGAAUUAAACUCAGACAGCUGUUUCAGACGAAAUAGAAAAAUGCAGCACUUGUGUCGUUAGACCUGCCUCAGUAUAGCCUUGGGCAAAUAAAUCACCUUUUUGUCUCCCACACAAUUAAAAACAUUUAAUUAAAUUAACAGCAAAUUAAAUUUGGUUGUGUGACUGAUACGAGAGAGAGAAAUAUACAGCAAAAGCAUUCUGAUGCAAUAUAGGUAUAGAUAUAGCUCCACAGUUUCACCCCAGUGGCUGCAGAGAAGUGAACGACUUUUCAAAUGUUCAAUUAGCUUAAAAACUACUUUUCAAAAUGUUCUUUUUUGGAUGCAGAAGUGACAUAUAUUGCCAGCAUUAUGCCAUUUAUCUACCAAACAGAUAUUAUUACAGUAAGAUAAUUAUUGUAAAUAAGUCAAUUAAAACCAUGGUGGCCCAAGCAGUUUAUGUUUUGUUUGCUUUUAUUUAGUUGUGUGGAGCUCUGAUAACAUACUGAUAGUAGCUUUAACCAAUCCAUCCACCCCUAAAAAGAUUCUUGUAACCACCGCAGUGUAAAAUUAGAGGACUUUGCUGUUGCACAAAAACUACUCUAGAAAGAAUUAGGACAUGUUUCUCUUCAGUUCCUGAGCUUAUUGUUUAACUGAAUUAUUUGUAAAGCAGUUCAGCUUCAAACCUGUUGAAUCCACGCUGCAGUGGUGGUUAUGUUGUGUUUGGAUUGUAUUCAGCCCUGUUUAUAUUUCACAGAAAAUGUAUUGCUUUAAUUGCUGUGUUUGCAUUUGUGAAACUGGUUUAUCGACCCUUUGAAUUUGUACAAGCUGAGGGUCUUGGUAUGUUGUGGUUAGAUGAAGCACAUGACUAUUUCAUAAAGCACCACAAGCUUCUCCACAUGAUAAAUUGCAAAUGAGCAGAGCAAUAACAGCAAUGUUCCCUUACAGAGCACUGUAAAUAGUUUGCGCGUCAAAUGAAGCCCAAGUAGUCAGACGAAGCUGUGAAAGAAAAACAGAAAUGGCAGCUAUGCCAGGUAGGUAGGACAGAAUAAGAAAUCAUACAUUUAGUUGUGAAAGCAAGCCAGGUGUAUGAUGUCACAACCUUGCUUUGGGUGCUUUGCCCAUAAAGGAAAUAAAAAGCAAGUGUUAAAAUGAAUAUAGAUUUUAUUUUUAUUAAUUUAGUUUCACACUGGAAUGAAAUGUUCCAGUCACUAGUGCAAUACUUCUUAGCAUUAUUCUUCAAUGCCAGCCCAGACACAUGGAAGAUGUAAAACCAUCUAAGUGUUUUUGCUGCUUGGACAUCAUUCUUGCACCACGUUAGCUUGCUGCUGUUUAGUUCGUUCAUUCUGUGAAGAUGUUGUGCCACAGGACCCCCCCUCCCCACCCCAGGCUCUUCAGUGAUAUCUGGGCUGUUUGAUUUUAGUUAUAACAUUUGCAUGAUUAAAAAUUGUUGCUGCUUGAAAUGUAUGUGAAAUGUGAAUGUUUGAUUGUAACUACAGACUAUGACUACAAAAAAUACACUAAAACUCAAUAGCACAACUAUCCCCCCCCCCCCCCCCCCACACACACACAGAAGUGAUGACUGUUUAAGCGUUGUUUUUCAGUGAUUUCUAUUAUUAGAAUAAGCAACCAACUACAACCUUCCCACCCUGGUGUAAAGACUCUGCUCACAAUUACAAGUCUUGCAACUUAUAUUUCACUGAAUGAAAUAUCCAACAUUGUUACUGCUUGUUUUGCAAGCAAAACCAAUUCAAAAUGUUUGUGUGAUUGAUAAAGUUCACAAAAUGCCUUAAUACAAAUAGGACAUCUCUCCGUGCCCCAGAGGCCAAAUUUAAAUGGUUCUUUCAACUAUGGUACAAUUUCAAUCUGGAGUGGAGUCAGAUGUCCUCAGGGACUCUGUUCAAAAAGUAUUGAUCUAAAUACAUACUGAGAAAAGGUAUUCUACUUGUUAAGUAAGCUAUGAUCAAUAAAAAUAAAAAUAUAUGUUUUGCA